AUGGAAAAGGGGGAUUUUUCUGAGAUGCUGUCAAGGAUGAAGGUUUUGGUUGAUGAGGUUGUUAAUAAGAAAUCUGAAAUUGAGGUAGAGGCUUUUUCUGAGUUUGGAAACUUGGUUGAGAAAUUGCUACCAAUCUUGAAUGAAUUGAGUGAUAAAAGUAUUGUCUUGGACAAGCUUUCGAUACGAAAAUCGUUGGAAUCUCUCGAGAAUGAGUUACGUCGUGCUAGAAUUUUAACGAAAAGCUUGAAUUUGAGACAUCCGGUUAAGCAAAUUGAGGAUAUGACGCAUGAUAUCGGCCGGUCGUUAGGAGUUUUGCUUGUUGCGAGUCUUGAAGUGUCUAUUGAUUUUAGAGAACAGAUUGGUGUAUUGCAAAGACAGAUGAUGAAUGCAAGAUUUGAUGGUGUUUCGAGUAUGACUUCGAGUCCAAAAUCGGAAAUUUUCGCGAAUGAAACAAAGACGAUUGGGGAAAUAGAAGAGGAAAUAAUUGAUGUGUCUAUUGGUGAUGUGAUUUUGCAACUUAAGAAUGGCAAUGAUGAAGAAUUUGCGGUUUCACUUCUGAGACUAAAGGAGUUCAUGAGAAGUGAGAAAUUGGACGGCGGGUUGAUUAACGAGGAAGCAACUAUUUCCAUUCUUUUCAAUCGUCUAAGUUCGUGUAAGGCGGAUAAUAGGCUAUCCAUAAUUCAAUUGCUAAGACGUAUUGCUUUCGGAAAUGAUGAGAAAAAGGAGAAGAUGGUCGAGGUUGAGUUUUUAUCGACAGUGGUGAAGUCUCUUACGAGGGAUUCAGAAGAGAGGAGGGAAGCAGUGGGAUUGUUGCUAGACCUCUCUAACGUUCAAGCCGUUCGAAGACGGAUUGGAAGAAUUCAAGGGUGUAUCGUUAUGUUGGUUGCCAUUCUUAACGGCGAUGACUCAGUUGCUUCACACGAUGCCGGAAAGUUGUUGGAUAUUUUGUCCAGUAAUAAUCAAAAUGCACUUCAUAUGGCUGAGGCCGGUUACUUUAGGCCGCUAGUUCAGUAUUUGAAGGAAGGCUCCGACAUGAACAAGAUCCUAAUGGCAACAGCACUUUCUAGGUUGGAACUUACCGAUCACAGCAAACUUACCCUCGGAGAAGACGGAGCAAUCGAGCCACUUGUCAAAAUGUUCGUCACUGGGAAACUUGAAUCCAAGUUAUCAUCUCUAAACGCGCUACAAAAUCUAUCUAGCUUAAACGAAAACGUGCAACGUUUAAUUCAAUCAGGAAUUACGGGAUCUUUACUACAACUUCUUUUCUCGGUAACAUCUGUGCUCAUGACUCUAAGAGAGCCAGCAUCAGCCAUUCUUGCAAGAAUUGCUCAGUCAGAAUCCAUUCUCGUCAACGAAGAUGUUGCUCAACAGAUGCUUUCGCUUUUGAAUCUUUCGAGCCCGAUAAUUCAAAGUCAUCUAUUAGAAGCUCUAAAUAGUAUGUCUUCUCAUCUCGGUGCAUCCAAAGUGAGACGGAAAAUGAAAGAAAAAGAGAGUGAAAAAGCGGCUGCGGUUGGCAUUCUGAGUAAUCUUCCUGCUAGCGAUAAAAAAGUAACCGAUAUUCUAAAGAGGGCAAAUUUGCUACCGAUUUUGAUAUCAAUUUUGUAUUCAAACAAUGCAAGUAAAUCACCCUCAACAAAUAGCUUAAUCGAGAGUGCUUCCGGUGUUAUAAACCGCUUCACGAAUUCAUCCGACAAGAAACUACAACUCGUGUCAGUACAACACGGGAUAAUUCCUUUGCUCGUAAAAUUACUCUCAACAGGUUCACCGAUCACAAAAUCAAGGGCUGCAAACUCCUUAACUCAACUAUCACAAAACUCUCUUUCUCUCAGGAAAUCUAGAAAAUCAAGAUGGUUAUGUGUUCAGCCUUCAGCAAAUGCAUAUUGUGAAGUUCAUGAUGGAUAUUGCUUUGUCAAUAGCACAUUUUGUUUGGUAAAAGCGGGCGCGGUUUCUCGACUUAUCGAAAUAUUGGAAGAUAAAGAGAAGGAAGUAGUUGAAGCUUCUCUUGUUGCACUUUCAACUCUUUUGCAAGAUGAAAUAUGGGAAAAUGGUGUAAAUUCCAUUGCCAAAUUAUCAGGUGUGCAAGCUAUAAUAAAAAGUUUAGAAGUUGGUGAUGCAAAGGUUCAAGAAAAAGCAUUAUGGAUGUUGGAGAGAAUAUUUAAGAUUGAAGAACAUAGAGUGAAAUAUGGAGAAUCUGCUCAAGUGGUGCUUAUUGAUUUGGCACAAAAAAGUGAUUCUAGAAUGAAGUCCACAGUUGCAAAAGUAUUAGCUGAGCUAGAACUCUUGCAAGAUCAAUCAAGUUACUUUUGA
Vicia faba (fava bean) is the source of this 2307-nucleotide messenger RNA. NCBI's taxonomy places the organism in Eukaryota, Viridiplantae, Streptophyta, Magnoliopsida, Fabales, Fabaceae. The record is from the annotation of a GenBank genome assembly.